Molecule: messenger RNA, 1216 nt
Organism: Camelina sativa (false flax)
Lineage: Eukaryota; Viridiplantae; Streptophyta; Magnoliopsida; Brassicales; Brassicaceae
Product: LOB domain-containing protein 42
Biological process (GO): regulation of gene expression
Source: RefSeq, a predicted model, not a curated record
UUUUAUCUUUUGAGAAAUCAACACGAAUAUUUUACUAAUUUUACUAUCUCUUGAGAAAAGUAAAUUUAUCUUAAAUGUAUUUGUUUUGUUUAAAAAUCAUAAAAGCCUGGACUGCACCAGCUUUCUUUUUUCCACCACUUUCUCCAAGAAACGCAAAAGUUGAAAAAUACCAGCUCAUAUUCACUUAUGACUCAUGAGUAACUUCUUCCUUAUAAAUUCAGAUUGUUUACAACUUCCUUGAGUUUCACUUCGGAACACAAGCACGCAAUCUCAUAAGUAUAUAUGUCACUUUUAAACAUAUAGAGGGAUAUAAUGAGAAUCAGCUGCAACGGGUGUAGGGUCCUACGCAAAGGUUGCAACAAGGAUUGCACCAUAAGACCAUGUCUUCAAUGGAUCAAAUCCGCAGACUCCCAAGCUAAUGCUACACUCUUCCUCGCCAAGUUCUACGGUCGAGCCGGUCUUCUUAACCUCAUCGAAUCCGGUCCUGAUCACCUUCGUCCCGCAAUAUUUAGGUCACUUCUGUACGAGGCGUGUGGUCGGAUCGUGAAUCCUGUGGAUGGUUCGGUGGGUUUGAUGUGGUCAGGGAACUGGGCCCAAUGUCAGGCAGCCGUUGACGCGGUGCUCAACGGCUUACCCAUAACUCACACACCUCUUCCAAGUGCAUCUGCGUCUCAUCAGAUCAUUCCUCCUCACAGGACUUAUGACAUACGCCACGUGGCUAAAGAUCCAACAACCGGCGGCGACAGUUCGGAGAGUCUGGCCACACGUGUUAACGCUAACAAGGGCAAGACACAAACUGGCCGAUUCAAACGCCAUGCUGAGUCCGUGAACCAACAAGGCGAAUGUAGUCAUGACACAUGGCAACUCCCAAGUUCUGGUGCUACGCAUGGCUAUGGUCACUUCACGUUGGAGACUGUGGAGAGUCGAAGGGAAGCUCCACUUGAUCAAAGUUCUUCGAAUCUUGGGUUUGAUGAUCAAGUCGAUAUCAACGAGGUUGGCUUAGAGCUCAGACUUGGUUAGAAGCUUUGCCAGCGACAAAAAUAGAUAGCAUUAUUAUCAUAAUUAUGUCCUUUAAAUUAAUAAUUUCACUUUCUAUAUAAAAGGAGAAAAAAAAGAGAGGAAGAGCAAAUCAAACUUGGUCUAUUAUUAGCUUAAAAGUGUAUAAGAUUUGGCUUUAAUUAAUGUGAAUCAUAAGGUUAUGGUAUAUUUGAUAUAA